This is a messenger RNA of Zeugodacus cucurbitae (melon fly), 1277 nucleotides long. RefSeq names its product puromycin-sensitive aminopeptidase-like protein. Gene Ontology annotation, biological process: peptide catabolic process; proteolysis. Gene Ontology annotation, molecular function: zinc ion binding; metalloaminopeptidase activity; peptide binding. The record is from RefSeq and is a predicted model, not a curated record. The transcript has 3 exons. Gene Ontology annotation, cellular component: cytoplasm. Lineage: Eukaryota; Metazoa; Arthropoda; Insecta; Diptera; Tephritidae. The coding region runs from base 114 to 500 and encodes 128 amino acids.
GUCCUUUAAUGUAUUGCAACGUCUAAGAUGCACAGUUACUUGGCAAUCACAUAAUUCGAGUCGACGUCAGCAUCGUACUUAAUCACGAAUCUUCUUUGAACGCCAUAUCCAACAUGUCAUUGGACGAAAAACUCAGCAAGCCUGGGAACUCCGUUUUCCAAAAAACUGUGAUUAUGCCGACAUAUUUGGUUGCGUUUACAUACCUUUGGCUUAAAGAAGGUUUUGCCACAAUGUUCGCCUGGCAGGCUACAGAUGAGACUUAUCCUGAAUGGGACGCAUAUCAAAUGUUCCUUACUGACGACUAUCAACGUGCACUCAAUUCUGAUGGCACUGGUCGAAUGAAUCCAAUGACUCAUUAUGUGCAAACUCCGGCGGAAAUCUCACGCCGUUACGAUUCCAUUUCAUAUUCGAAAGCUGGUUCCGUAUUGUACAUGUGGCAGAGCGCUUUGACUGACAAGGUCUUCCGCCAAGGCUUGAAUAUAUAUUUAACUGAAAAGUAAGUAAGAAGUGUAAAAUAGUUUAAAACAGCUUUCUUCCGAACACAAAAUCUUUGCAUGUAGCAAAUCGAACACACAACUAGUAUAAAUACAUAGACUGGUAUACUCGAUAGGAGUAGGUUAUAAGACACUACCUCGCAAAGAAUUUAACUGGUUGACCGUGUUUGUAGCUUUCACAUCUAAAACUUUUGUGAAUACAAGUAAACCCAAAAGUUAUUGAAGGGAAUAACCUUCAAUUGAACAAGUAAGGAAAGGUUAAGUUCGGGUGCAACCGAACAUUUUGUACUCUCGCAAUGUGUUGAUAUAGUUUUAUUAAGAUAACUCACAAUUCGACCCAUAUAUUUGGUUAAAAUGCACUUGAGUAAGGAAACCGUCAAGGCUUCGAUUUCAUUUUUACCACCAAGGUACACUAUAUCCAAGCCUAUACACUCACCUAAUUUGGCUAAGAUAUGUCACAUUCAAAUUCAAAAGUGAGUUAUAUGAGAAGUAGGCGUGGUUGUUAAACAAUUUCGCCGAUUUUACAUCCGUGUUAUCAGUAGUAAUAGCCGAUAUACAGCGAUGUUUUUUUAAUUUGAUACAUCGCUGAAUUUCGAUGCAUCGAAUGUUGGUUGAUAUUUCCGUUGCAUCGAUGUUUUUAUUCGAUGCCUCAAUAUUUUUUUGUUGGGAUUUGCCUCGAUGGGAACUUUGCUUUAAAAUGACAACUGUAAAGUACAAGCAAUGCACUUCGAGAAUGCUCCAUCCAAGGAUAUGCAAAAAAAUUUACUGAAAGAAAUUUAUAAA